AACAUGGCGGACACACUACGAAAAACUGUGACAAAGUUCACAGAUGUAGUGUUCCCAGUCUCUAAAACCAACCGAGAAAAUUCACAGCAUCAUGCUUUGCGAGCUGGGAAUGAAUAUGUCUCCAGUUUACCUCUGCAGAUGGCGUUUUACUUCAAUGGAUUUUACUUUCCGUUCUGGUGUGCUUAUACUAUCCUUGGCUUAUACGUGAAGUAUAAUUACCUUGACACAUUAUACAAGAUCAUCCAACUUGCUGUUGUGAUACUGAUUGUCAUUGUUGAGAUUAUCCGUCUUUAUGUUGGUUACCUAGGAAACCUAUCUGAAAAGGUGCCUGAGUUGGCUGGCUCCUGGCUGUUAACUAUCCUUAUCAGCAUCCCAUUGACAUUGGUCCUUCUUUUCAAUGAUGGCGCCUACAUUCUGCCACCUGAACGAGCUUGCAACAUCAUCCAGUUGUGCUUUCUCCUUUUUGAAGUGAUCGCUGGUUACUUUGCUAUACGUGCCAUGGUGAAUUUACAAGUUGCCAAAUUCCACUUGAAGCAGUUUUAUGACUUGGAAAAUUUAGAUCGAAAUGAGGGACUUGACUUUUAUGAGAAUAAUGGUGCGAAGUCAAAGAGGAAAAAUGCUGCGACUAGAGCCUAGAGUGCAUGGAUGCCAAAUGUUCACAUCCGAACCUAAGAUUACUGGUUGUCAAGUCUUAUUUAUUAGUUGUUCUAUUGUAGAUACAAGGCCUAGAUAGAUUCCAGGAUUGAAACUACAUGAUAUACAUGAUUGUAUAUCACACAUGUCUAGACCACUCAUUCGGGCUAUUAGAAUGCAGAUUAGAAAAAGGAGUGAUAUUUUUGGUGUCUGACUCUCUUGUAGCUAGAGAAGUGUUUUUAUUAAUAUGUACAACAGACUUGAGUAUGAACAUCAAAAAUUUAGUAGAAAAUAUGGUUGGGAUUGGUCUCAAACUUGUAGAUAAGAUUUUGAUAUGAGAAAGUUGAAGCUUGCAGCUAGAGAAGUGUUUUUAUUAAUAUGUUCAACAGACUUGAGUAUGAACAUCAAAAAUUCAAAGUUAGUAAAAAAUAUGGUUGGGAUUGGUCUCAAAGUUGUAGAUAAAAUUUUGAUAUGAGAAAGUAGCAUGUACGUAGUAAGUUAUAUUUUU
Lineus longissimus is the source of this 1141-nucleotide messenger RNA. RefSeq names its product transmembrane protein 17-like. Gene Ontology annotation, biological process: non-motile cilium assembly. Lineage: Eukaryota; Metazoa; Nemertea; Pilidiophora; Heteronemertea; Lineidae. Gene Ontology annotation, cellular component: ciliary transition zone. The transcript is spliced from 4 exons. The record is from RefSeq and is a predicted model, not a curated record. Bases 4 to 636 code for a protein of 210 amino acids.